This is a messenger RNA of Rattus norvegicus (Norway rat), 3501 nucleotides long. RefSeq names its product trophinin associated protein (gene Troap). The record is from RefSeq and is a predicted model, not a curated record. NCBI's taxonomy places the organism in Eukaryota, Metazoa, Chordata, Mammalia, Rodentia, Muridae.
UUUUUCUUUUUCUGUUCUGGUGUUUGUUUUCUAAGGAAAGUGUGGGUGGAGAGGGAAGAGGAAACUGUUUAUCAGAAUAUAUUGCAUAAAAAUUAUUUCUGGUGAGACGGUUCAGAGGUUCAGAGGUUACGAACACUGGCUGCUCUUCUAGAGGUCCUGAGUUCAAUUCCCAGCAACCACAUGGUGGCUCAAGACCAUCUGCAAUGGGAUCUGGUGCCCUCUUCUGGCAUGUAGCUGUACAUGCAAAUAGAGCAUCCCUACAUUAAAAAAAAUAUAUAAUAUUAUAUAUUAUAUAUAUAAUUUUAAAUAUUUUUCAACUAAAAUCAUAUGUAUUUAAAAUAAAAAGACUGGAGGGGUUGGGCAAGGAGACUAUUUGGAAGACAAUGGCUUUCUAGACCAAGCUGGCUGUCUUUGCGUGCUACGCUUUGUCUGGCUAAACAGCUGAGUAGAUGCUCUAAGAUAUGAAGUCCGUAGGUGUGAAAAGAGAUGGUGUAUGGAAGGGGAGAUCCGGAAGCACUUGUUCCUGGCUUGCUUAUCAGUGUCCUUUAAACUCCAAACGGAUGUCUAUGCAGCGGGUGUGCAAUCCUUGCACAAUGGAAGCUGAAGCAGGAAGCUGCGAGUUUGAGGCCAGUCUGGGAUAGAAAGAGCUUUUGUGUGUGCGCGGGUGGAAUGAGACAUUUGUCUAUUCUCAUAUCCAUCAUCUGCCAAUGAGUAGCGGGUGAGCCCUCCAGACAAGUGGAAGGCAACCUGAAGAUGCAGAGAUCUCCCCACACUCGAGGAGCCCCUUCAAUUCUGAAUAACAAAACUCCAGCCACCCUGGGUCUGACCACACCCCACCAGGUUGUGGGGUCCGAGUGGACAAAUGAUUUCUUGGCUCCUCGUUCUUGAUGGGUUCAGUUCGGUUACCUCCAGCCCUCUCGCCCAUCAGGUUCCUCAUCCCCCUUAAGAAGUGCCCAUGCUUCCUGAAGUGUUUCCCAAAACCCGGCCUUGCACUGCGUUCAGAGUCUGGUCAAUAGUGUGCUCGAUGGCCAUUCUUUCCCACAAUUCCGCGGCCUUCAAGAGAGGACAGACCUCGCUCGGCUGGCUCCUGAUCUCGCGAGAGUACUGUAAUGCCCGUUGCAGCCCAGAGUCGCCUUCCCGGGCUUCAGAACAGCAUCCUCCCUGGCUGUCCCCCAAUCCGGCCACUCGCGCUCCGUUUUCGGAUUGGCUGAAGAGCUGGUCAGUUGUUUUCCCAUCCAGAAAACGUUUCGGCGACUUGUCCCUCUCUGGCCCCGCCCUCGAAGCCUGCGGAUUGGUUGGCUGCGUGUGACGUCACGCGCCUUCGCGUCAGCGGGAACUAGCCAAUCACAAGCUUGGCGUAUUUUACAAACCGGGGAAGCCUCAGCAGCAGCAGCAGCAGCAGCAGCAGCAGCAGUAGAAAUCCAGAAAAUCGGCGAAAAAAACCUGAGAAAGUAGAGGUGACCCCGAGGAGCUCCUGGAAUGCCGCCAUGACUACCCUCCAAACCAGUAAGGACCCGCACCUCCGAGGUGUAUCUCCCAACCCUAGCAAAAUUCCAGUACUCUCUCAAAGAUGCUCGGAUUUUUCCUCAGCCAAGUCGGGCUCUCUGGACCAGGAGAACCAAGAUCCAAGGAGAUCAGCGAAGAAACCACUGCACCGUACUCAACGUCCCCUCACUGACACGGCAGGCCUCAGAUCGAAAGCCCUGCACCAGACAGAAAAAUCACAAAGACUGAGGAUCACUCAGCCGCGGAACCCUUUGGAGGAACUCAAGCCUAGCUCUGGGGGAUCAAAUGUGGGGCUCACCCAUCCCCAGACAGAGGCCUCAGGGGCUAUAGAGUUUGUUGCUGACCCUGCAGCCCUGGCCACCAUCCUGUCAGGUGAGGGAGUGAAGAGCUGUCCCCUGGAGUCCCGGUCCAGUCUGGCUCAGAGAGUGCUAGUGCGUGAGAGAAAGGGAGGCACCCACAUCCAGAGGGGCCAGAACCCACGUGCAGGUUCCUCCUUUCAUUCCUCCGCUCGCCCCAGUUUACAGGAGCUCAGAAGAGAGACCUGUGGCGGUAGCAGGGAUGGAUCCUGUACUGACAGCAGGACCUCAGCAAGCCAGGCCUCGAGACUGCUCCUGAAGACCCCGGUGCAGCCUGCUUCCUUAACCCUCAGAGGAGACCACGAGGCUGUUCCUCACUCAGGUGGAGAAGGAGGACCCAAACUGGGUCUGGCUCAACGAGUUCCAUUAAAAGAAAGCCUAACACACACCAGGACCACAUAUUCAUCCAUGAAACGCUUUACCACUCGACGGAAAACCCAAUUCACACCCCUCCGGUCACUACCUAGAGUCCAGCAGGCCCAAUGGCUGAGUGGCCUCUCUCCUCAUUCCUCCCCUGAAGAGCCUGCCCUGCCCUGGGAGCAGAUUGCUGUGAAGUUGUUUGACCAGGAGAGUCUCAUCGCUUUGCAGAAGGGACCUGGGAAACCAUCUGUGGCAAGCACUUCUGGACCUCAGUCCACGAGAACCCCCAGCCACCAGGAGCUAAAGAUGCAGCGCAUCCAUAUUUUGCAGCAGCUCUUGCGGCAGGAAGUAGAGGGGCUGGCAACGGGCAAUUGUGCAGCUCUGAAUGGAGGCUCCGCUUUAGAUACGACCGAACGUCAGCCCCCAGUGGCUGAAGACUCUAGCACUCUGAGUGCUCCAGCACACAAGUCUGAAACUCCCCUUGCACUGCCAGAACACUCUGGUGUGACAGAGGCCCUCCCUGCGGAAGAGCGUGAGGAGCCACAGGCUUGCCCUGGGGAAGACACUAAGGAGUCACAGCCCUGCUCUACCACAGAACUAAAGCCCCCAGUGCCACAUAGAGCUGAGCCAGAGCCGCCAGCACCUUGCCUUCCAGCACUGGCAGGACCCCCUCUGCCUAGUUGUCGGGGACAGGCUGAGCCCCCUGAGGCUCGCCCUGGGAUACAGCUGGGAGCAUCGGCAGCCAGCGCUCUGCAAGCUGGAAACCCAGAGUCUAGCCCAGAGCCCUGUUGCAGUCAGGGGCCUCCAGCAGCCACCAGCCUGACCUCGACACAAAGCCCAGUGUGUGCCAGCUUCCCUAUCCACUCACUGCACUCUUCGAGAUCCCCGACAGGCCGCUCAGGCCCCAGCAGUGUGGCCCCUCGAACCCUGGCCCUGAGGCAGCGCCUCAGAGCUUGUCUCACCACCAUCCACUGUUUCCACGAGGCUCGCCUGGAUGACGAAUGUGCCUUCUACACCAGUCGAGCCCUGCCCCCAGGGCCUACCAGGGUCUGCACCAAUCCUGUUGCUACAAUGCUUGAAUGGCAAGAUGCCCUGCGUUUCAUUCCAGUUGGCCCUGUGGCCCCACAGGACUCUCCGUCGUGACUCUGGCCUUUUCUGGGCUUCUGCCCUGCUGUACUCACCCCUUCCUUUAGCCUUAUUUAUUGUCGACCUGCCCAUUGGACUGGGAGCCAACGCCCUUUUAUCCUUUAUAAUAAAGUUUCUAUAAAUUGUGUUUGAA